Molecule: messenger RNA, 3971 nt
Organism: Pelodiscus sinensis (Chinese soft-shelled turtle)
Lineage: Eukaryota; Metazoa; Chordata; Testudines; Trionychidae
Source: RefSeq, a predicted model, not a curated record
AUGGUACCAAAUUGGACGCAGGCGCGGAGUGAGCCUGGCUGCUGCCACUGGGACCCCCCCCCCGUGUCCGCGCUGUGCGACCCCCCGGGAGCGGCGCCGCCGCAGACCCCGGCUCACGGGGCCCACCCGCCGCUCAGUUCCCAGGAGCUGGCCCAGGAGAUCAAAGCCUUCCUGAGUGGUGCAGACCCUGUGCAUGGUAACAAGCUUACCAUCAAGGAGCAUGCCCGCUGUGCCAUCCUGCUGCUGCGCAGCUUGCCACCUGCGCGCAGCGCCGUGCUGGACCAUCUGCGCAAUGUAUUCGAUGAGUAUGUAUGCACCUACCUCUUAGAACUAGAGAGCAGCGAGGCAGGACUAAGUGCUGGGCGGACUCAGGGGCCCAACUUGGAUGAUGUGGUGCAGGAGAUCCAGAAUGUGCUGUCUGAGUUUGUCCGCAUGAACCCCAAGGCCUGGGCACCUGUGGUCUCAGCCUGGUCCAUUGACUUGAUGGGGCAGUUGAGCAGCAAGUACGCAGGGCGGCACGGUGUGCCCCACGCCUCCAGCCUCAAUGAGCUGCUGCAGCUGUGGAUGUCGUGCAAGGCCACACGGACGCUGAUGGACAUCUACACCCAGUGCCUGUCCUCCAUGAUCAACACCUGCCCUGAUGCAUGUGUGGAUGCUCUGCUGGACACCUCAGUGCAGCAUUCUCCGCACUUCGACUGGGUGGUGGCUCACAUUGGUUCCUCUUUCCCCAACACCAUCAUUAGCCGUGUCCUCUCCUGUGGCCUCAAGGACUUCUGCGUACACGGGGCAGCCCCUGUCGACCUGCUCUUCCCCAGUGCUGCUGACAAGCGCGUGCCCAAGAUUGCCUCAGUGGUGGGCAUCUUGGGCCACCUGGCCUCGCGCCACUCAGGCAGCAUCAAGCAGGAGUUACUGCGGAUGUUUCAUGAAAGCCUGGGCCCCAUGCGUGACCAGCAGCAGAAAGCUACUGUGCCCUUCCUGCUGCAGCUGGCCGUCAUGUCACCCAUGCUGCUGGGGACCAUCUCUGCUGAGCUGGUGGACUCCCUCAAGCCGAGCGUGCUGAGCCAACUGCACCAGCACUUUGCUGCACUACCUCGCGAGGACCUAGAGAACAUGGUGAGCAUUGUGGUGCAUCUCAUCUGCCAGACGUCAGCAGGGGCCUACCGUAUCCUGCAGUUCCUGGUAAACACAGCCAUGCCAGCCUCGGUCAUCACCACGCCAGGGCUGGCCGUCCAUGACAGCGUGCGCGAGGCCUGUGACCGUAUCAUCCAGCUCUUGCUGCUCAACCUGCAGAAGCUGGUGUACAACCGGGGCACAGCCAGCCUGGGGGAUGCCCCACCCCGGGCUGUGCCCUUCCUAGAUGAGCUGAAGGGCCAUGUGCGGGAGCUAUGUGUGGAGACACUGAGGCUAGAGCGCAAACGCUUCUUGUGGCAGCACCAGCUUCUUGGGCUCCUCUCAGUCUACUGUACCCCCAGCUGUGCCACAGAUGCCCUCUUCUACCUGCUGACGCUGGCCCGGAGCCAGGAGGAAUUGGGCCUAGCCACCCAGCUCUAUGCUGUUCUGAGCUCCUGUAUGAGUGACCUGCUGCCAGCUACUGUCAAGAAGUGCGUGUGCCAAAUCCACAUGGGGGGGCUGUCAGAGCAGCACAUGGUGCAGCUGUUCCACAAUCUGGCCUUGAUUGUACAGUGGGAGGGGGAGGGUCCUGCCUCCAUGAGUGCCCAGCUAGGAGCUGUCCUCUCUCUGCACCUCUAUGAUCUUGGGCAGCUGUUGCUCCAUCACAAUCCGGAAGUGGCUGAGGCUGCCUCCUUGCUGCUCUCUGUCUGCCCCAUGCCCCAGACCAUCCGGCCAGCUCACCUGCUUGUCAUCAUCCGCUCAGCUGUGCACCAGUUCUUCCUGGUGCUGCAUCGCCAGUGCCCUACAGGCAUCAGCUACAGCAGCCGGCUGCUCUCAGCUGCCAUGAAGGCUAUCCUGCAGCAGCUGGUGGAGGGAGCACUGCACCCAGGGAACGCUGAGCUCUUUGGGGGCCUGGCUGAGCUGCCUACUGGGGAUGAUGCCGGCCUGGAGGGUGCCAGGGUCUCCCUAUUGGACAUUAACCGGCGCUUCACAGCUGCUGUCAACUUCUCUGGCAGCGUGUGGUCUGUAUUCCAUGCAGGGGUGAUUGGGCGUGGGCUGAAGCCAUCCCAUCCCCCCAGCCGGCAGGAGCCUGAGGAGAUUGUGCACAAUGUCCAGAACUUCCUGAGCCUGCUGGUGCGCUGCUGCCGGGGUGGAUGCUACAGUGCACCUGAGCCUCUGACCCAAACAGCAGCUGUCAACCCCGAGGCAGCCAAGGUGGUGGCUGUGGUGCUGGUGGAGAGCGUCUGCCCUGAUGUCACCAACAGCGAGCUUGGCUGGCCGCCUGAGGAGCACACCCGCACCACUGUGGAGCGUGACAUCCAGAUCUGCCGACGCUUCCGUGACAACCCGCUGCUUUUCCAGCUGCUGCGAUUGGUGGCAGCUGGCCCACCAGCCCUGUGCUACUGCUCUGUGCUGCUGCGUGGCCUGUUAGCCACCCUUAUGGCCCACUGGGAGGCCUCCCGUCACAGCGACACCACCAGCUCACCAUGGCACCUGCAUGCCUCCUGCAUCCUGGUGGCUUGCAUGGCAGAGGGCUCCCUGCUGCCACCUGUGCUUGGCAACAUGCAUGAGAUCUUCCACCAGUUGGUGCCCUUUGAGGUGCAUCUGCUGCUGCUGAGUGUCUGGGACUACAUGCGGGACAACAGCCCUUUACCCCAGAAGUUCACCUUCCAAGCUGAUAAAGGGCUCUUCUUCCGUGACUUCUCCCGUGACUGUGAUGUUGGGAAGUACCUCUGCGUGCUGCACAAUGUGCUGCACAAGAACAUCGACCGCUUGGGGCUGCUGUCAGGGCGCUUCCAGCCUUAGCGCUGCCCCCCAUCUUAGGACAGUCCUGGACUCCCUGCACCUCCCAGGGCAUGACUACUCCUGCCAUCUCAGGGCAGUCACAGACUUAGCUCCUGCCCCACUCCUAACACACUGCAGGGGCUGCUGCUUGGAGGGGGAAGCAUUUGACUUGUUUUUUAACCAAUUAAGAAUAACUGUAAAAUUCUCCAAGGGUUCAUUUGGGAAGCUGAGAGUGAGGGGGUCCUGGCACCUCCCACUCAGCCCCUGGAGCUCUAAGCAGGAGCCAAUGCAGCUGCACUGGGGAAACUCUGCCUCUUUGUCAGUUUCUCUCUGGGACAGGAAUCUUUGGUUUCUGGUUCCAGGGGGGGCUUGAUGGCUGGGAGUUGGGUUGCCUUCGGGUAGUAGAGACCCCCUGGCUCACCCACAGUGAGGCACUGAGCAUGCUCAGCCUGUCCCAGGGCCACAACAGCUCACUGAAAGUGCUCCCAGGCUGCUUGCCUCCUGUCUUCACACCUUCUGUGGGGGGGAUUAAAGCAGGGCCACAAGGUCAAGUCUGUGCCCUGGGACUAGCUAGAGAAACUGGUUGAGGGUGGGAAGUGGGAGAUGUUUAUGUGUUCAGCACAUCUGCUCCAGCCCAGCCUUUCCACCCAGUUCCCUGGUUCUACUGAGCUGGGCCUGGGUGGAUUCUGUUCCUGUUGUUUUCGAGCUGCCGUGGCCAAGGGAGUCUCGUGGGAGAAGGACAGACACUCUGGAAACCAAAAGGAGCCUUCACCUCCAUCUACCACUGUUGAAAGGGCUCUGCUGUAGUAUCAGAGGUUGUUUAUUCAAUCCUCCAAGAUUAUCAUUCCUCUGUGGUCCUGGCUGGUAGCCACAUCCUGGGGACCAACAGGACAGGAAUUGUGUGGAGACUCCAGCUAUUCAGGGGGACUGGGAGUGCCCAAUGCCACAUCCCACCAGGGCACAGCCCCCAGCUCAGUCUGCUAUCGCCUUUGCCAAUUCCUUCUCCUUUUCAAAAUAAAGGCUGAGAAGGGAAUCUUGCCCCUGCAGUUAGUGUUGGGUAUGGGGUUGGGGGGCUG